Molecule: messenger RNA, 933 nt
Organism: Linderina pennispora
Lineage: Eukaryota; Fungi; Kickxellomycota; Kickxellomycetes; Kickxellales; Kickxellaceae
Product: trypsin-like serine protease
Exons: 3
Coding region: 1-933 (310 amino acids)
Biological process (GO): proteolysis
Molecular function (GO): serine-type endopeptidase activity
Source: RefSeq, a predicted model, not a curated record
AUGGCUAUAUCGAGGACUGGCUCGAGACUAUAUAAACCUGCAUGGCAUUCAGCAGGGAAAGCAGACAUCAUCCAGCGUCGCUUUGCUAGCAACCACACCCUCUACAAUCUUAGCUGCUCCAUCUCCCAACGUUUAAAAGCCCAACCCAUGAAGCUCGCUGCUACUAUCGGAAUUACUCUCGCUGCCACUGCUCUUGGCCCAAGCGAAUCAUUGGCGGCAAAUGUAGCACCUGUCAACAAGUACCCGUUUGCAUCGAUUAUCAAGACUGUAUAUUCUGAUGGCAGCCUGUCAAAAUGCGGCGGCACUAUUAUCUCCAGGAACCACGUCGUUACCGCUGCCCACUGUGUUGUUCGAACUGCCACUGGCGAGCGUGCAAUUCCCAAGAACACCUAUGCUGGUUAUGGAAACAACGUGUAUAUCUCGCAGACCCUGGUUCCGUCGUGCAAAGUAUUUGUGCACCCCCAGUACAACUCGACUGGCUUUGAAGAACGAUAUUGCCGUCCUGGAGCUCCCAGAUCUGCCGCUCGAUGGAGUCAGCGUGGCCGCAGUCCCGGUGUACAAAGGCUCCCUCUUCCCUGGCAUACCCUCACAGUCCCGUCGUACCCGCUCAAGGAAGCUGAGGUCAAGAUUGGUAGUAUCGACCCAUGCAAGACCCAGGUAGAAACUUGGCUGCACGACACCUUCGAGAACAGCAACGGGCCCCGUAUUUGCCUUGAGGGUGCGCUGAUGCCUGGAAACGGAUCAUGCUCGGGUGAUUCAGGUAGCCCCCUUCUCGUGUUUGUCGAUGGUGUGCCGCAUUUUGCUGGUGUUGAUAGCAAUGGCGGAAACAAACAGGGUUCCUAUUCGUGCGGCCAGGCUGAUGGGUUCGACUUUUAUACGCAUGUCAACUACCACCUUUCCUUCAUCAACGAAGCUACUGGUUUUAAACUCUGA